This is a messenger RNA of Coregonus clupeaformis (lake whitefish), 1238 nucleotides long. Its product is annotated as breast cancer metastasis-suppressor 1-like. Bases 1 to 429 code for a protein of 142 amino acids. Gene Ontology annotation, cellular component: Sin3-type complex. Gene Ontology annotation, biological process: negative regulation of transcription by RNA polymerase II. The transcript is spliced from 6 exons. The record is from RefSeq and is a predicted model, not a curated record. Lineage: Eukaryota; Metazoa; Chordata; Actinopteri; Salmoniformes; Salmonidae. Gene Ontology annotation, molecular function: histone deacetylase binding.
AUGCGCACAUAUAUAUUUUUGAAUGUAUUUUUCUUGUUUCUCUCUCCAGGUGUGUACAGAGAACUGUGUCUGCAGGUGAUCCAACACAAGUACGAGUGUGAGCUGCAGGGAGCUCGACAACAUCUGGAGAGUGAGAGGACGUUGUUGUUUGACGCCAUGAAGACAGAACUGCUGGACAAGAUCAGACGACUGGAGGAGGACAGACAGAGUGUAGACCUCACCUCAGAGUGGUGGAGUGAUGAGGUGAAGGGGAAGAAGUGUAAGAGGAGGAGUCUUUCCCGGCCAGAGAGGAAGAAGAAGGCUGCCCUAGUGUCUGGCCCAUUCAUCGUCUACAUGUUGAGAGACAUUGAUAUCCUGGAAGACUGGGCAGCUAUCAAGAAGGCUAAAGCAGCACUGACGCUGCUAAAGAAGAAAACAGACAAGCGGUGAUAACAGAGGAGUGUGUCUCAGAUGUCUAGAUGAACCAAAGUCUCUGAGCUGCAGAAGAGAACUUACAACAACAGAACAGUCUUGAGCGCAGCCCAGUCUGAGACUACUAUUUAAUACAAAGCACUUCAGUAGGGUCUUGUUCAGUAGGGCAUACUGGAACAAAACAUUUUGCAACAGAAAAUGUAAAUCUGUCUUCUUAUUAGACAUGUUCAGGAGAGUACCUCCCUGUUUCAAACCGUUUUGUCCCUACUGAACACAGCCCAUACUAUGAAUACAAAACAGCAGAUUGAUCACCUUUAGGGUCUGAUUCCUCUAUCACACUAUGGUCCAGUUAUCUCUAGGUUCUGAUUCAUCUAUCACACUAUGGUCCAGUUAUCUUUAGGUUCUGAUUCAUCUAUCACACUAUGGUCCAGUUAUCUUUAGGUUCUGAUUCUGUGCUAAGCGAUUAACCAAAAUGUUGGUUUCUAAACAACUAAUCGACCAACGUCGGUUAAAUUAUUAGAAUUCCAUUUCGUUCAUUUUUUCCCCCCCCUGUGAGCUCAAUGUGCAGUUUCUCUAGAGAUAAAUCAGAUCAAGCCCAAAGUGUGCGAUGUAGUACGGAGUUGUAGUUUCUUACAGGCUACAUGGUAAUUAACUACAAUGACCAUAAUCCAUUGCGAACCUACUUGUCCAGUCUGGAGAGAGAGAGGAGGGAGAGAGCGAUACAGAGCAGCUGCUUCGAGAUAUCUCUACCUAAAAAGAAAAUACAUGAUCUAAGUGAUUGAUAGUUGGUAUUCAGCAGUCAUAAAAGUAUACCCUUAUUUACUUUG